Molecule: messenger RNA, 1370 nt
Organism: Scaptodrosophila lebanonensis
Lineage: Eukaryota; Metazoa; Arthropoda; Insecta; Diptera; Drosophilidae
Gene: Apt1
Product: acyl-protein thioesterase 1
Exons: 6
Coding region: 322-996 (224 amino acids)
Biological process (GO): protein depalmitoylation
Cellular component (GO): cytoplasm
Molecular function (GO): carboxylic ester hydrolase activity; palmitoyl-(protein) hydrolase activity
Source: RefSeq, a predicted model, not a curated record
UAUCGGUGACCAGUCAUGCCAACCUUUUUUUUGUGCAACGUACAUAUGUAAAGCUAGUACAAAAAAAUCAAAGACGUUUGCUAUCUGGACGUUGGCUUGUUGUUCGAAUCACAUCUUUGCUCAGCACGCGGUAGCAUCUAUUUGUACCUGUACCUGAAAGCACACUCGCUGCUUUACUUACGCCAACAAGAACAAGACAUACGUCAAGCCAGGAAGAGAUUCCAUCUGCCUUCAAUAAUAACGUUAGUGCAUGAUAUACCUCUGCAUAGAAAAAGAUUUGGAUAAGUAGGAAGUCCGAAGAGGCUAUCGGCGUUCCACACCAUGUCGGCACCGGUUAUUAUCGAGGCUACGGCCAAGCACACCGCUACUUUGAUAUUCAUGCACGGCCUGGGUGACACAGGGCACGGCUGGAGCAGUGCAUUGGCUGCCAUACGUCCCCCUUUCAUGAAAAUCAUCUGUCCCACAGCACCUACACAGCCUGUUUCCUUAAACGCGGGUUUUCGUAUGCCCUCUUGGUUUGACUUGAAGACGCUGGACAUUUCGGGUCCCGAGGAUGAACCAGGAAUACGAGCGGCGCGCGACAACAUACACGGCAUGAUACAAAAAGAAGUGGGCGCUGGCAUACCGGCUAAUCGAAUUGUGCUUGGUGGCUUUUCGCAAGGCGGUGCUCUGGCGCUGUAUUCUGCCCUUACCUUUGAUCAACCGUUGGCUGGCGUGGUAGCGCUCUCGUGCUGGUUACCAUUGCACAAGCAAUUCCCGGGUGCCAAGAUCAAUAGCGAUGAUGUGCCCAUUUUCCAAGCUCACGGCGAUUAUGACCCUGUGGUGCCAUACAAGUUCGGUCAGCUGAGCGCAAGUCUACUAAAAUCGUUCAUGAAGAAUGUCACAUUCAAGACCUAUAAUGGACUAUCGCACUCGUCAUCUGAUGAUGAAAUGGACGAUGUUAAGAACUUUCUCACAUUGUGUUUGCUCUUUUCCAUUUCAGGACAUAAUCAGUAAAUGGACGCAUUGGGAGAGUCAGAACAUGGCUAGAAAGGCGCAAUGCUGUCAGAUAUCAUAGUAGCUAUGAAGUGUAGUACCAGUUCCUUCCACAAAUCAAACUCCUCAUCCUAGUCAAGAAACAAAAACGCCAGAAAGCGAAAAUCCAAAAUCGCAAAGAAGUUGGCACUCAAGAGAUUUGUAUUGUAGAGACUACUUUGUACAUAUGUAUGUAGAUUUAGGAUUACUAUUUAGUUACUUAUGUCCUCACGUGGUGAAGUGACAUGCUAAUGAAGCACCAUCGUUGAACUAAAUUUUAAAUAAAGUACUGCGACGGAAUUAAUACGGUCUCAAUGCUGAAGUUGACGUGACGAUUCCUGCUUAUCUUAACAAAA